GGCAAGACUUUGUUCGCUCUCCCCUACGCCUCCGCCACCGUCGACCAAGCAGACGUCAAUUUUGAACUUUACAGUGUCCACAUCCACACCCAAAUUCGAAUAUUCAAAGAGCGCCCGAGUUCUGACAACAGCAAUGCAUCACCUAAGAAAUUCAUUAAUAAUCUCGGCAAGCUAACCCCAUCUAUCUCUAAUCUCUGCGUUUAAUCGUCAGAGAUGUUGAAAAUUCCAGGGGAGAUGGAUCGGCGAGCCGGUACUCGGGCCGGUAUUGAAUUAGGGCGCUCGGAUCCCAAUUAUUGUUGGGAAUUUUGAAUUUUCUUCGUUGUCAAUAUAAAAUUUGCAAUUUUUUAUGGUUUGCAAAUAUUUUAAUGCCGAUCGGUGGGGCCGAUGCGGGUGAAUCGCUUUCCGGCUCGUUUGAAUGGGGAUUUUGGGCAUUGACCAGCUACUUCUGCAGCUACUGUUGCUUCUUCCUCAUUUCCAUGGACCUGUUGUUAUUUCCUCCCUUCGUCUUCUUCUUCUUCGGCUCUAAUUUCAAGGGCCUCGUCCCCAGUAGAGUUGAUGGUGGCUGAGAGAUAGAUAGAUUUGUCUCAAAUGGGAAAUUGCUGUGGAAGAUCUGCAUCUGCCAGACUCGCUCAUGCUUCAUCUACCCUGUUUUCUGGGAGUACAAAAUCUCCUGGUGAGGGAAAGCAGGAUUUAACUCCUUCUAGUCUGCAAACAUCUUCGGGAAGUUUGAACAAAUCUCUAAUAGCAUCCAAAAGUGAUGUAUCUAUCUGCAACCUCAAGUCCUUCAGUUUCAGUGAUCUCAAGAAUGCCAGUAAAAACUUCCGGUCAGAAAGUUUUCUGGGUGAAGGAGGGUUUGGGUGUGUAUUCAAAGGAUGGAUUGACGAGAACACAUUGGCACCCACCAAACCAGGGACCGGAAUUGUGGUGGCCAUCAAGAAACUGAAGACAGAAAGCUUCCAAGGCCACAAGGAAUGGCUUGCCGAGGUCAACUACUUGGGUCAGCUUCACCAUGAGAAUCUUGUGAAACUCAUUGGGUAUUGCUCAGAAUCUGACAACAGGCUUUUAGUUUAUGAGUUCAUGCCAAAAGGAAGUCUGGAAAAUCAUUUAUUCAGAAAAGGUGUUCAACCUCUACCUUGGCCUACAAGGAUGAGUAUUGCAGUUGAUGUGGCGAGGGGAUUAUCCUUCUUACAUGGUUUAGAUGCCAACGUAAUCUACCGGGAUUUAAAGGCGUCUAAUAUUCUACUUGAUUCGGAUUUCGGAGCAAAGCUUUCAGAUUUUGGCUUAGCUAGGGAUGGUCCUACUGGGGAUAAGACUCAUGUUUCGACCAAAGUCGUUGGAACUCGAGGUUACGCUGCUCCAGAAUAUAUUGCCACAGGUCAUUUAACGCCAAAGAGUGACGUAUACAGCUUUGGGGUAGUCUUGCUAGAGCUACUGUCAGGAAGACGGGCACUGGACGAUGACAGAACUGGUGGCAUUGGAGAAACACUUGUUGAUUGGGCCAAGCCAUUCCUAAGUGACAGGCGCGUUUUCAGAAUUAUGGACACAAGGUUGGGGGGGCAAUACUCAAAGAAAGGAGCACAAGCUGCCGCUGCACUUGCUCUGCAAUGCCUCCACACAGAUCCAAAGUAUAGGCCAGCAAUGAUAGAUGUGCUAGCCCAGUUGGAACGACUCCACACAUCGAAAGACGUUGCAAGGACACCCCAAGCUAAUGCAGAGCAUCACGGGAUCAGGCAGUUGAGUUUGCCUCAAAGCGCAACAGCUGCUGCACCUACCAACUAGGUAGGCAUAAUUUUGAAUUUUCUUGGUACGCAGAGUUCUCCCUUAGAAUGGAAUGCAUUUGGUUUCUCCCUUAGAAUGGAAUGAAAAAUGAGCUUGGUGCUGUGUCCAAAAAAUUGUACAAAGUAUGCUUCCUAUAUAUAUAUAUUGAAAUGGAAAUCAAGAAUAGAAUUCAUUAUA
Messenger RNA from Malania oleifera, 1956 nucleotides. Its product is annotated as probable serine/threonine-protein kinase PBL18. NCBI's taxonomy places the organism in Eukaryota, Viridiplantae, Streptophyta, Magnoliopsida, Santalales, Ximeniaceae. Bases 589 to 1779 code for a protein of 396 amino acids. Gene Ontology annotation, biological process: protein phosphorylation. The record is from RefSeq and is a predicted model, not a curated record. Gene Ontology annotation, molecular function: ATP binding; protein kinase activity. The transcript has 6 exons.